AUGAGGGUUUGCCACUAUCCUCUGGAUUUGGACGGGCCGAAACCAGAUCCCAGACUUGUUAUUGUUGGACCUCGAGGGGAAUUCUUUGAACCAUAUGGCGCUGAUAUUUUUAUGAAUUUUGGAGUUCCAGCUUACUCAUUCAGCUGCACAAAACUUGUUGAUUUGCUGGUUAAAGUCUCCGAGGUUGCUGGCAAGGGAAUUAUACUUCUUAUCGGGAUUAAUUGGAUUCAAACAUUUGCAGACUGCCUUUCAAUUCUAAAGUCAAAGUAUGAGCUGUUGAAGGGCACAUAUGAUGAUUUUGAGGUAAUCCAGAUCUACAACUUAAGGGAGCUCUCUGAUUAUGGUGAGCAUGUUGCUGAUGUGUCGUGGCCGGUCCAUCCUUUUGAUGAAGACUCGCCUGGGGUAUCAAUGUUACUUGAUGCUUCAGGCGAUACCUGGCUUCUGACCUUCAAUCGCCAUAGACAAGUCAUUAAAAGAGCAACCAUUUCACUCUUUGACAUCAGGGAGGAUUCAGCAUUCCCUUUCUCUUUUAAUUUUGAGUUGGAAAAAGAAGUUUAUCGUGAGAUUUAUAAGCGCUUCGGGUGGGAAUAUUGA
This is a messenger RNA of Daucus carota subsp. sativus, 594 nucleotides long. RefSeq names its product probable nucleoredoxin 2. The record is from RefSeq and is a predicted model, not a curated record. The transcript has 2 exons. Lineage: Eukaryota; Viridiplantae; Streptophyta; Magnoliopsida; Apiales; Apiaceae. Bases 1 to 594 code for a protein of 197 amino acids.